Messenger RNA from Miscanthus lutarioriparius, 906 nucleotides. The record is from the annotation of a GenBank genome assembly. NCBI's taxonomy places the organism in Eukaryota, Viridiplantae, Streptophyta, Magnoliopsida, Poales, Poaceae.
AUGGGCAACGCCAGCGGCCGCCAGGAGGACGCCGCGGCUGUUGACGGCGAUGGCGCCGACGUGGAGGACGGCGGAGGGGACUCGUCGGUUCGCUCGUCGGAGCGCAGCUUCCCGCCGUACGGCAGCGGAGGAGCCAACCACGUGCGUCGCGCGUGCUCGGUGGGCGUCGUAGGUGGCGGCGGAGGCGCCGGAUCGCCACCUGGGAGCCCCGGCCACUCACUCUCGCCGCGGAUGUUCGUGCCCCAGACCCCUGUACCUCCACUGCAAAGAGCUGCUGAUGUAACCCCAGUGUUCAACCAGAUAUUGAUGAAUGAACAAGAAGAAGAAUACGAUGGCCCCCCUCAAAAGGAAAUUCCUGCUUUAAUUGUCUGGACCCUUGGAGGAAAAAAUGUAUAUGUUGAAGGAUCAUGGGAUAACUGGAAAUCAAGAAAAGCCAUGCAAAAAUCUGGGAAAGAUUAUUCUCUUUUGCUGGUACUCCCAUCAGGAGUUUACCGAUACAGAUUUGUUGUAGAUGGAGAAAGGAGAUGUCUUCCUGAUCUUCCCUGUGAAACUGAUGCAAUGGGCAAUGCGGUUAACCUUCUUGAUGUUAAUGAUUUUGUCCCUGAAAGUGUUGAGAGCGUGGCAGAAUUUGAAGCACCUCCUUCUCCAGAUUCUAGCUACAGUUUCCAGGCACCUGAGGAGAAGGACUUUGCCAAGGAGCCUCCUGCUCUUCCAUCUCAACUCCAUCUCGGUGUUCUUAACUCACAGAACUCGGAAGAAAGCUGCGCCCGGCCACAGCACAUAGUCCUCAAUCACCUCUUCAUAGAGAAGGGCUGGGGCGCCCACCCUCUGGUGGCUCUCGGCCUAACCCACAGGUUCGAGUCCAAAUAUGUAACUGUCGUCCUGUACAAACCCAUCGAACGAUAG